AACUCCUGCUCCGACCACCACUACCACCACUACUACUACAACUACAACUCCUGCUCCGACCACCACUACCACCACUACUACUACAUCUACAACUCCUGCUCCGACGACAACCACUACUACAACAUCUACAACUCCUGCUCCGACAACCACCACCACCACUACAACUACAUCUACAGCUGCGUCCAAAAUCGACUCAUCAGAAGUCAGGCCACUGGACUGCAUGGCUGGCUUCAUCUAUAAAUCUGACGCAAAUCUGUGCUUCAAAGUCUUUACUGGCACCGCCCUUAACUUUAAUUACGCAGAGUACAUGUGUAAUUACUAUACUGGUGGAGCAGGUGGACUUGCUUCUCUGUCAACGACCAAAAAGUUUCACACUGUUCAAAAAUAUCUCGAAGACGAACGCAGAGAUGGAACGUAUUUCUGGGUUGGAUCAGAACAGUGGCAAGAUACCGAUUACAACUACAGGUACUCCUACACAUUCUACUAUUACUAUUUCCGCUACUACUUCCACUUUUACGACUACAACUACUGGGCUGACGACCACAAGGUUGACUACCAUCUGUGGGCUCAGGGUGAACCCAACGGAGAUUCUCAGAAAUGCAACGCAAUCGCCCGCAACAAACACCUGCAGCUCAUGGACAGCUCAUGCAGUAAUAAAUUUGACUUCAUCUGUGACAUUCCUGUAUUGGAACCCGACAGACCAUGGAUAUGUGACAGUGAUUACAUAUAUCACCGUGAUUCCAACAUUUGUUUCAAACUCGUUCACGUUGAAACAGAGCCAAGGCGCGCUGAAGACAAAUGUAGGAAUGAUGGAUACGGUACUGGUCGCUUGGCCGUUCUGAAUACGAUGGACAAAUUCAAUGAUGUGACGAAUCAUCUGAAAGAUAUUGGCGAAUGGUAUCCGUACAUCGUUGGAGCCUCACAGAUUUCCAUGUGGUACGAGAUAAAUAGAUGGCAUGACGGGACGCCUAUUGACGCUGCAGUGUGGGCACCUGAGGAGCCGAACAACAUAUACGAAGAAUGUGCCGAUCUCAGAAGAAAUUUUGGCUACAAGUUGAACGACAUCUCUUGCUACGAUGACGCAUAUUAUUACAUAUGCGAUAUUCCUAUAUAGGUUAUCACUGGAUCACCAGUAUCGACUGUGAAACUCUCGACUCUCUUGCAACCGUAGGGUAUUUUUUUGCAAAGACUGUGGAAACAAAAGGAAUUCUAUGAUGCGAUGCUUUUUUAAAAUAAAUAUCUGUCUGAGACUUAUCGACACAACAAUAAUCAUUAUAACCUCCCAAAGAUGAUCAUCAUAAUCCGACGAUGCUUCUGUGUAAAGAAACGUGUGUUAAGGUGUUUUUUUCUAUGAGACACUAUUGAUAUAAAGAUGCUAUGCUGCUGUUCAAAUAAAGAUUACUUGAUAACAAAACGU
Molecule: messenger RNA, 1417 nt
Organism: Haliotis rufescens (red abalone)
Lineage: Eukaryota; Metazoa; Mollusca; Gastropoda; Lepetellida; Haliotidae
Product: macrophage mannose receptor 1-like
Exons: 5
Coding region: 221-1114 (297 amino acids)
Biological process (GO): biological process involved in interspecies interaction between organisms
Cellular component (GO): external side of plasma membrane
Molecular function (GO): carbohydrate binding
Source: RefSeq, a predicted model, not a curated record